CUACGUCAAGCGACAUUAUGUUGAAAAACGUUUUCCUGUGGUCUCUUCAGAUAAGUCUCCUGGGAAUUACUCUUGGCGGGAAUGUUCUCAUCUGGCCAAUGGAAGGCAGUCACUGGCUAAAUAUUAAGAUAAUAAUAGAUGAGCUCAUAAGGAAAGAACAUAAUGUGACUGUCCUUGUUGCAUCCGGUGCGCUUUUCAUCACACCAUCAAUUAGCCCAUCUCUGACUUUUGAUAUAUAUCCAGUGCCCUUCAGCAAGGAAAAAAUUGAAAGUGUGAUUAAGGACUUUGUCUUGACAUGGCUGGAAAACAGGCCGUCUCCUUCAACUAUCUGGAAGUUCUAUAAUGAAAUGGCCAAAGUCAUUAAGGAGUUCCAUGUGGUGUGCAGAGGUAUUUGUGAUGGCGUUCUUAAAAAUGAAAAGCUGAUGGCCAAACUGAAGAAAGGAAAGUUUGAAGUACUGUUAUCAGACCCAGUAUUUCCAUGUGGUGAUAUCAUAGCUAUAAAACUGGGAAUCCCAUUUAUCUAUUCCUUGAGGUUUUCUCCAGCCUCUACCGUGGAAAAGCACUGUGGAAAGGUCCCAUUCCCUCCUUCCUAUGUUCCUGCAAUUUUGUCAGAACUCACAGACAAGAUGUCCUUCCCUGACAGAGUCAGAAACUUCAUCUCCUACCGAAUGCAGGACUACAUGUUUGAAACGCUUUGGAAGCAAUGGGAUUCCUAUUACAGUAAAGCUUUAGACUGCAGCCAUUGGUUAAAUAUUAAGAUUCUUCUUGAAGAGCUGAGUCAAAGAAAUCACAGUGUGACUGUACUGACUUCAUCAACAACUUUAUUCAUCAACUCCACUCCUGAUGCCUUCUUGCAUUUUGAAGAGAUUCCGGUUUCCUACAAAAAAAGCAACAUAGAGGAAAUAAUUGAGCAUAUGAUCUCACUGUGGCUAAACCACAGACCGACACCUCUCACAAUGUGGACUUUCUACAAAGAACUGGGAAAGCUCUUUGAGGCCUUCUACAAAAUUAAUACACAAGUCUGUGAUGGUGUGUUAAACAAUCCCACGCUAAUGGCAAAACUUCAAAAGGCUAGCUUCGAUGUGUUGAUAGCUGAUCCAGUAACCAUCUGUGGAGACCUGGUGGCCCUGAAAUUGGGAAUUCCGUUUGUGUACACAAUGCGAUUCUCUCCAGCCUUUACAGUGGAGAGGCACUGUGGGAAAAUUCCUUCACCAUUCUCUUACGUACCUGCAGCCUUGUCAGAGCUCAGUGACCAGAUGUCCUUUGGUGAAAGGGUUAAGAACACCCUAUCUUAUUCUCUACAAGACUUUAUAUUUAAGUCCUACUGGGGAGGAUGGAAUUCCUACUACAGCAGAGUUCUGGGAAAACCCACCACUUUAUGUGAGAUUAUGGGGAAAGCUGAGAUUUGGCUGAUGCGGACAUACUGGGACUUUGAAUUCCCUCGUCCAUAUUUACCUAAUUUUGAGUUUGUGGGAGGACUGCAUUGCAAACCUGCCAAACCUUUACCUAAGGAAAUGGAAGAAUUUGUCCAGAGCUCAGGGGAACAUGGUGUUGUGGUGUUUUCUCUGGGGUCAAUGGUCAAAAACCUGACAGAAGAAAAGGCCAACCUCAUUGCCUCGGCCCUUGCCCAGAUUCCCCAGAAGGUUUUGUGGCGAUACAAAGGAAAGAUACCAGCCACAUUAGGAUCCAAUACAAGGCUGUUUGACUGGAUUCCCCAGAACGAUCUUCUUGGACAUCCCAAAACCAGAGCUUUUAUCACUCAUGGUGGAACAAAUGGAAUUUAUGAGGCCAUUUACCAUGGAAUUCCUAUGGUGGGAGUUCCCAUGUUUGCUGAUCAGCCAGACAACAUUGUUCACAUGAAGGCUAAGGGAGCAGCUGUGGAGGUGAACAUGAACACUAUGACAAGUGCAGAUUUGCUCCAUGCUGUGAGAACAGUUAUCAAUGAGCCAUCUUAUAAAGAAAAUGCCAUGAGACUAUCAAGAAUCCACCACGACCAGCCAGUGAAGCCCCUGGACAGAGCUGUCUUCUGGAUUGAGUUUGUCAUGCGCCACAAAGGAGCCAAGCACCUUCGCGUGGCAGCGCAUGACCUCAGCUGGUUUCAGUACCACUCUCUGGAUGUGAUUGGGUUCCUGCUGGCCUGUGUGGCAUCUGCUAUAUUUUUGGUUGCAAAAUGCUGUGUUUUUGUAUUUCAAAAAAUUGGUAAAAAAGGAAAAAAGAAAAAAAGAGACUAGAACAAGAAAAGUCCCCGGGUUUGGUAGUCCUAGUACUUAGAGGUACAGAGAGCUGUCAGCUACUAAUCCUCAUGACAUUUUCAAAUAUCCCAUUCCUGUCUUAGCCUGAAUAUAACUCUAGGACGCAACAUAAUCACACUUUCUUGAAAGAGCCUCAUCUUUCUUUUGCUAUUUCAGUGAUAUUUUUUCUUAUCUUUUUGGCACAGGGGCACUAUUAAUUUAAUAUUUUUUCAGAAUGUCAUUUAAAUUAUAAAGAAAAUGAUAACCGAUAGCAUUACAAAUCCUUGAGAAGGCACACAGGGUCUAUUAAAUUUUAUUUAAGGCCCACUUAUCCAGAUCCUCACAGACCACACAAAAGGAGCAUUGACCACAGGAAUUAGUGUGUUGUGAGAAGAUUCAUCAUCUUCUUUCUAAAUAAGCACCAGCUUUUGUGAUUCUCUAAUGUCACAGAGGAUGAAUUCAGAACUGUGGUGGCAUGUUAUAACAGGAAAACUAUGUAAAACUUGUUAGCACAUUUAAAUUAUAAUGGUGUAUUUUCCUGCUUUUCCUUAAAACAUGUAUCUGUAUAGUCUCAGUGAAUGGGUUUUAAUACAAUCUAAAGAAAUGAAGAGGUGAACUGAGCUACCAUUUUUUUUCUCAGAUAACAAUUACCAACAGUAUCUAAAAGGUUAGUUCUAGAAAAAGUGAAAAUUAAGCAAUAUUGAAAAAUUGUAGUAAUUUCUUAAAUUUUAACUUGGCUUUUUAUGUUAAUCCAUUAUACUUAA
Meriones unguiculatus (Mongolian gerbil) is the source of this 2995-nucleotide messenger RNA. Its product is annotated as UDP-glucuronosyltransferase 2A1. The transcript is spliced from 7 exons. Gene Ontology annotation, molecular function: UDP-glycosyltransferase activity. Bases 18 to 2231 code for a protein of 737 amino acids. The record is from RefSeq and is a predicted model, not a curated record. Lineage: Eukaryota; Metazoa; Chordata; Mammalia; Rodentia; Muridae.